CCGCCAGUAUCAAAGAUGGCGGCGCCCACACGGCAGCUGCUGCGGGUCCGGCCCGGGGUCGGGGUCUGGGCCUUGGGCCGGGGCCGCUCGUUCAGCAGCGCCGCCACCACCACCGGGCCCAGCGCCGCCAGCGUCCGCGACACCUUCCUCCGCUUCUUCACAGAGCAGCAGCAGCACCGGGAGGUCCGGUCGGCCCCGGUGAUACCCCGGGCUGACCCCAGCCUCCUGUUCGUCAAUGCGGGCAUGAACCAGUUCAAGCCCCUGAUCCUGGGCAGUGUUGACCCCCGCAGUGAGAUGGCGGGCUACCGCCGAGUGGUCAACAGCCAGAAAUGCAUGCGCGCCGGCGGCAAACACAACGACCUGGAGGACGUGGGCCGCGACCUCUACCACCACACGUUCUUCGAGAUGCUUGGCAACUGGUCCUUUGGAGACUUCUUCAAGGAAGAGGCUUGCUCCAUGGCCUGGGAGCUGCUGACGGAGAAGUACGGGAUCCCGCCCGACCGACUCUAUGUCACCUACUUUGGGGGGGACCCUGGUGCCGGACUGCCAGCCGACACCGAGACCAGGGACGUCUGGCUCAGCCUGGGGCUCCCCUCGGAAAGGGUGCUGCCCUUCGGACUAGACUGCAACUUCUGGGAGAUGGGGGAGACGGGACCAUGCGGGCCCUGCACCGAGAUCCACUACGACCACGGCGUGGGGAAGGGGGCAGCCUCCCAGGUGAACGCUGGUAACCCCGGGCUGGUGGAGCUCUGGAACCUGGUCUUCAUGCAGUACCACCGGGAGGCAGACUCCAGCCUCCAGCCGCUGCCACGGCACAGCGUGGACACUGGGAUGGGCCUCGAGCGACUGGUGGCCGUUCUGCAAGGGACAACCUCCAACUAUGACACUGACCUCUUCACCCCCCUCCUGGACACCAUACACCAGCGGUCAGGGGCGCGGCGCUACGGUGGGCUGGUGGGAUCGAGCCCGGACGCCUCCCUGGACACGGCGUACCGCGUGCUGGCUGACCACGCACGGGCUCUCACCGUCUGCAUCGCCGACGGGCUGUACCCGGGGAUGUCCGGCGCUCCGCUGGUACUGCGGCGGAUCCUGCGGCGGGCGGUGAGGUUCUCUGCCGAGGUUCUCCGUGCUCCUGCCGGGCUCCUGGCUUCCCUGGUGCCCAGCGUGGCAGAGACUCUGGGAGCUGCCUACCCAGAGCUGAAGCAAGAUAUGAGCCAGAUCAUGGACGUCAUAGAGGAGGGAGAGACGGCCUUCCUCUCCUCACUGGUGCGUGGGCGGCGAGUCAUCGACAGGACUCUGCGAAAGAUGGGCGACCGAGAGAGAUUCCCGGUGGAUGUGGCCUGGUCCCUCCACCGCAGCCUGGGCUUCCCCCUCGACCUGGUUGGUCUGAUGCUGGACGAGAAGGCCGUCACCAUGGACACCGAGGGCCUGGAGCGGUUGGCCAAAGAGGAGGCAGAGCAUUCCCGAGGGGCCGCGAUGGGGGAAGCGGGCGCUGAGCCAGAGUUGGACCCCCACACGCUGAGUGAGCUGCACCGGGCCAGGGUCCCCCCUACGGACGAUUCCCCCAAAUACGCGUACACCCUCGAUGCCCACGGCAAAUACGCGUUUCCCUCGGGCAGGGCCACGGUCCUGGCCCUCAGCCUGGGGCGGAGUCUGGUCCAGGAGGUGGGGCCAGGCCAGCGAGGCUUCGUCAUUCUCGACCGCACCAACUUCUACAGCGAGCAGGGUGGUCAGAGCUGCGACCAGGGCUUCCUGGUGCGAGAGGGUCAGCAGGAUGUGGUGCUGCCGGUGCUGGAUGUGAGGGGGGCCGGGGGCUUCGUGGUCCACCGGGUGCUGGUGCCGGAGUGUCUGCAGGUCGGGGACAGGCUGGAACUCUUCGUGGACCAGGCCCAGCGACUCAGCUGCAUGGUGAAGCAUACGGCCACACACCUGCUGAUGGCCGCUCUGUGCCGGGUGCUGGGGCCGCGCACGCAACAGCGGGGCUCACACGUGGCCGCUCAACGACUGCGGCUGGACGUCAGCGUCAAGGGUCCGCUCACAGACGGCCAGCUGGCGGAGCUGGACGCCGCGGUGCAGGCUCUGAUCGGGAGGGACGAGGAGGUCCACACGGCCGAGCUGCCGCUACACCAGGCCCUGCAGAUCACGGGGCUACGCAAGACCAACGAGGUAUACCUUGAUCCUGUACGAGUGAUCUCCAUCGGUGCCCCUGUGAAGCAGCCGCACUCUUCAGACGGCACCCAGCACACCUCUGUGGAGCUCUGCUGUGGGACCCAUUUGCUGAGGACGGGCCUGAUCCAGGACCUGGUGAUAGUGUCCGAGCGGCAGCUGGCGAAGGGAAUCAGCCGACUGAUCGCCGUGACAGGACAGGACGCCAAGCAGGCCCGGGCCAUGGGGAGUGCGCUGUGUGAGGAGGUGGACUCGCUGGGUGAGCGCAGCCAGGCUGCCCCGGCGUCGUUGCCGGUGGCCCAGCGGCAAGCCAAGGACAUCGGCCGGCUCACCGACGUGGUUGAUGGGGCGACGGUCCCGCAGAGAGAGCGGCGGCAACUCCAGCAGCGUCUCCGCGCCCUGCAGCGAGUGGCCAACACACGCGUCCGCAGGCUGGAGGACCAGGCGGCAGCUGUCGAGCUCCGUGUGGUCCUGGCGCAGUCACCGGACCAGAUGUUGCUGGUGGACAUGAUCCCUGGUCAGCCUGUCACAGUCCUGGGGAAGAUGGUGAAGCUGCUGUCGGUGGAGAGGCCGCACUGCUCAGUGAUGCUGCUGAGCUCCCAGCCUGGAGGGAAGGUUGUUUGUGUGUGUGGGGUCGCCCAGGAUCUGCGGAACAACCUGUCUGCCGUGGACUGGGCACUCGCCGUCUGUGCAGGGAUGGGCGGGAACGCCGGAGGCUCUGCUCAUAUCGCCAAGGGCAUUGGGAAUAGUUCCAACCUGGAGGAAGUUAUCCAAAUGGCCGUGCAGUACGCCAGAAGCAGAAUGUAAACGUUGGUGCUGUUGGUGAGCAGGCUCUCUCCUUCUCUUGCCGAUGAACAGUCCUGUGACAAGUGCCUGGUUAUGCUGUUCAGAUGGGAGCCAUCGUGUUGAACUGCACCCUCUGUGACUCUCUGGUCAAGGGAUUCUGCAACAGCUCUAGCUCCUGCACCACUUGGAGGGCUGUGGGACAGUGAUCGGGCCGGGUCCUGUGUGUCAGUGAGUUUCCUGGGCCCUGGGCUUCUUGUGGGUCAGUCUGUGGUGCACGAAGCGCUCCUGCUCAAAGGCACGGCCACGAGUUCGCCAGAUGGGAUGCAGAGUCCUGAGGGGUGUCAUUGCUGAUUGAACCCAGUCGGGUCUAGAUGAGUUCUGGAUAUGAGAACAAUGGGACUUUGAUUUGGAGCAUUGAUUGAUAUUGGGGGCUGGCAAUCUCCUGGUGGUAGUUGACCAGCAUCAUUUGAGGGACUGAUCAAGGAUUUGCUCCGAUUGGAACAGGCAAGGCGAGGAUUCUGAUUUAAGAGGCCUUUGGUCAUAAUCCUGUGGCUGGUGGCUCUGCACCCAUGGCUCAUCAACAAAUUACCUGGAAAGUCAGAACCUGUGUGCUCAUACUCCACCGACUCAUUAUUUGGGUAAAGUAACCCAGCCUCUGCUGCCUGCUCACCUCCUGACCCACCCCUGUUGUCAGGUAGAUGAGUAAUCCUCCUCGCUGCAACAGCCAGCAUUCACGUCCAUUGCUGCCUCUCCCCCACUGGUCUGCUGAAUGGCAAGUUGGAAUUAUGUUGAGCAUUGGGACAGUGUGGUGUAGGGUGACGGAUGAAUGUGAAGGUUUGUUUUGUACUAAUUAAAGGUUUUUUUUGCAGGA
This is a messenger RNA of Amblyraja radiata (thorny skate), 3823 nucleotides long. RefSeq names its product alanyl-tRNA synthetase 2, mitochondrial (putative) (gene aars2). Lineage: Eukaryota; Metazoa; Chordata; Chondrichthyes; Rajiformes; Rajidae. The record is from RefSeq and is a predicted model, not a curated record. Gene Ontology annotation, biological process: alanyl-tRNA aminoacylation. Gene Ontology annotation, molecular function: ATP binding; alanine-tRNA ligase activity; nucleic acid binding. Gene Ontology annotation, cellular component: mitochondrion; cytoplasm.